AUGGCUGGGCCGGCUGGCUCUGAUGCGGCACGGGCUUUCGAUGAUCUGCUGAAGGUCUUCACAGAGGUCGAGGACCUUGCAAACCGUGGCAAGACGCUGGCAAGCAAGGGCGUGGAAGCCAAGGACCUCAAUCCUCCAGAUUUGGAUGACAUUUGCAAGUUUGCAUCUCGCUUGCGGCAUGCUGCUCCGGUCGGCUUCCCUCAAGCUGCAGAUGGGUUUCCAGCUGCACCGCUUCCUUCGGGAUUUUGGCUGCCGUGGCCCACUUUACAGGAGCAGAUGCCGCUCGCAAAGGCCUUGGCCUCCGGAGCGCUGCGUGCGCCGCCGCCCAAAGUCUCGCUGGAGCGGGCCGAUCCUGGCUCCGGUGCUGCUUGGGCGGUGACCAUGAGGCCCUUGCCUCCAGCUUCUGCCGUGCUGUUCACGGCAGAUGGCUCGUUGCCAAAACCCGGCUCUAAAGGAACUCUGCAAGCGCCACAGGAUGGCCCCAUUCUGUUGGGCGAAGGAGGCCAGGUGUUCGCAGUCGCAGUUGCUGCUGGACGUGGCCUCUCGGACAUUGUCACAGUCAGGACGCCCAAAGCGGCGCCCGAGACCUCUGAAGACAGCGCGCUGGGACGCGCGAAGGCCCAUGCCAAGCGACCCGCGGACAACCUGCCGCGGCAGCCCAAGAAGAAGGCAUCGGCACAAUUCCGAGGAGAUUUACUGUUGGAUGAAGACGACGAUGACUCCUGA
Molecule: messenger RNA, 726 nt
Organism: Symbiodinium sp. CCMP2456
Lineage: Eukaryota; Dinophyceae; Suessiales; Symbiodiniaceae
Source: the annotation of a GenBank genome assembly